Astyanax mexicanus (Mexican tetra) is the source of this 2166-nucleotide messenger RNA. RefSeq names its product bmi1 polycomb ring finger oncogene 1a (gene bmi1a). The transcript is spliced from 10 exons. Gene Ontology annotation, biological process: negative regulation of transcription by RNA polymerase II. NCBI's taxonomy places the organism in Eukaryota, Metazoa, Chordata, Actinopteri, Characiformes, Acestrorhamphidae. The record is from RefSeq and is a predicted model, not a curated record. Bases 449 to 1423 code for a protein of 324 amino acids. Gene Ontology annotation, cellular component: PRC1 complex. Gene Ontology annotation, molecular function: promoter-specific chromatin binding.
UUUUGGGGGACGGUGUCAGUUUGCACCGAGACAUCAGCGCCGAGACCGUAGAGGGGGGAAUCUGGCCGCGAGAAAAACGGCCGUCUUCCAUACCGCUCUGUUCUACGCGCUCAAGCUCGAGACCUGAACCACUGCGAGCUUUUUCCACAGGGGGACAAAGGCGCGGGCCCGGUGUAAGGCAGCACGAGGCGUUCUCUGGAUUCCUGUUAUUCUGAAAUGCGCCGUUGCUGCUCUUAUUGCGAUUGACAGCGUCUGCAGCAGUUCCGUUUUCAAGAUGGCCGCUCGGCUUGCACUCGUUUGCUGCUGAUCGACUUUUCUCCCCCUCCUCCUCUUCUCCUCCUCCUCUUCCCCUCCCUCCUUCCCUCCCUCCCUUCUGCAACUUUCGUGGUCUAAAAACUCGCCUCGCUCUCCAGGAUCCGCGGCGCAGUUGCCAGGAUUCCAUCCUUCCAUGACGAUGCAUCGCACAACAAGGAUCAAGAUCACGGAACUGAACCCACAUUUGAUGUGUGUCUUAUGUGGGGGAUAUUUCAUCGAUGCAACCACAAUCAUAGAAUGCUUGCAUUCAUUUUGUAAAAUGUGCAUUGUCCGCUACCUGGAAACCAGUAAAUACUGUCCUAUAUGCGAUGUCCAGGUCCACAAAACGAAGCCUCUUCUAAAUAUUAGGUCUGACAAAACUCUCCAGGAUAUUGUGUAUAAAUUGGUACCAGGGCUCUUUAAAAGUGAAAUGAAACGUAGGAGAGACUUUUAUGCUGAACAUCCAUCAGUAGAUGCUGCAAAUGGGUCAAAUGAAGAUCGUGGAGAAGUUGCAGAUGAGGACAAGAGAAUCAUCACAGAUGAUGAAAUUAUCAGUCUCUCCAUUGAGUUUUUUGACCCCAAGGCCAAACUGCAAUGCACUGCAGAAGACAAACAGCCAAAAGAAGAGGUAAAUAACAAGAGGUACUUACAGUGUCCUGCUGCGAUGACUGUGAUGCAUUUAAGGAAAUUUCUGAGAAGCAAAAUGGAUAUCCCCUGUACUUUCCAGAUUGAAGUGAUGUAUGAGGAUGAGCCUCUGAAGGACUACUACACAUUAAUGGACAUUGCCUACAUUUACACCUGGAGAAGGAACGGACCAUUGCCCUUGAAGUAUAGGGUACGACCCAACUGCAAAAAGAGGAAGCUUGUGCACCCUCCUGAUGGUCUAAACAGUGCCAACCGCUCAGAAAGUGACUCUGCCAGCGACAAAGCCAGCAGUCCAGCUGGAGCGCCGUCCACCUCAUCACCGCUGCCCAGUCCCAACACACCACUUCAGUCUCCGCAUCCACAUUUCCCGCACAUUUCAAACCCAAUCAACGGCACCUCUAUGACGAGCCCCAGUCGACAGUUCACCUUCGGCAACAAAGUUCGCAAACCUUCACUGAACGGAUCUUCCACUUCGUCGGGGUGACUGAAUAUUUUGCAGGCGUCAGUGACUUACAUGCCAACGUCCUGUCUUUUGUAGCCAUCUUAUCGUCAUUAUUAUAAACUUAUCACACGUGUAACUUUGACCUAGUGGAAAUGGCACAUUUCAAGCGAUUUUCUGGAGCAGUGGGCCUUUUUUUGGCGUCAACGUACAGCUAUGGUAUUUUGGAGGAUGGAGAGGAAAACAACUGUGCAUAAAGACUGUUUUUAUAUGUCUUUUUACUUUUCUCUUUUUCCUUUAAAAAGCAAAAAAAAAAAACGAAUCUAAGACGUGUUGCUUGUAUUUUUAAGCGUGUAUGUUUUUAAAAAGCAUGAUGAAGACAUUGACUUUGGUUUGCCUUUUUUUUGGGUAGUUUAGGCCUACUAAACAUUCCUUAUAUAUCCAGGUGGCAUUUACAGUGUAUCAAAGAAAAAUAUCUAUAUAUUUAGUUCAUUUUAAAGCAAGAUAAAGGCCUGUAUGUAUUAGAGAAAAAUAGGGUGAAAAUUUAACGUUAAACUGUAGUUAAUUUUGAGCGACAUUUGUGGGUUCAACAUGUUUGGUUCAGUGGGGAGGAUUAAAGGUUACGAGGUUCGCGUGCAUAAGCAGACUCAACAUCCUCCAUCCAAUCAUCUGUCUUCUGGACAACAGGUUCUGAAUACUGCAGUGUUCAUUUUCUCAUUGUACGAGUAUCUGUUGUAUUGUGACUGUCUCACAGUAUAAAACCUCAAAAUAAAACAUUUUACACUUUC